AUGUCGCGAUUCUGGGAGAUGUACGCAGUGUACAAGACCAAAGACCCGGCGACUCCCCUCGAGGAGACUGAAUGGGGCAAGCCAAACCCAACAAUUGCAGCGAAGUCGGAACAAGAAUUGAAGGAAUCCGACUUCAUCACCCUCAUAAAAGGCGAUGAAAAGAUUGCGCCGGUCAAAGUCCGCAAGGGCGAAGGUGCUUCCUGGUUGGCUUACUGUCACAAGAAUAUUGCUAUUAAGAUUGUGGGCGUCUUCGAUACCGUUGGCGCAUUGGGCUGGCCUGAGAAUAUCUUGUUCGAUGUCGCGAAAUGGAACAAGCCAUACAUGUUCCACAACACUGACAUUUAUCCUGAGUUUGAGAACGCUUUCCAUGCGCUGGCACUUGACGAGCGUCGUAAACCCUUUUCACCGACUCUCUGGACCAUACCAAAGGAAAACAAGACCACGAAUCUCAUUCAAUGCUGGUUUCCCGGUGUUCAUGUCAACAUCGGAGGCGGUAGUUCUGACGCGCUCAAGAAGACCGACAAGCAGCGUGGCGAUCUCGAGAAUAUGGCAAACACUACUUUCGCCUGGAUGGUAGACCGCUGUCGCCCGUUCCUGCAUUUUGACGAGAAAGCGCUGUCCUGGAUCCUGAUCGCCUACUUUGAUUCUCUAGCCAAGCUCAUCAGCAGAUCCGACAAGACAGAGAAGUCAGGCUGGGGCAUCGGACCAAUCGUGCCCACUACCGGCGGCAUCAACAACAUUGGUGGCUAUGAGGACCGUACUCCUGGCCAUUAUCCUGGCAAGAUCGAUUCUCGCGAGUACAUCCAUCCGGUGGUAUACCAUGCGCAAGCUGCCAAUACGGGUUGGAAAUGUGGCGCACUGGAAGGGUUCGUGCGCACGUCUCUUGGUCCAGGAAAAGGCUUCUCGUGGGUGAAGACUUACAAAGCCAAAAAUGACGACCAAGGGUGGCUGGAGUGGGCUCGUUCGCUCGGAAGACAGGCGAAGAAGACAGAGGCAGCGGUGACUGUCACGUUACCUGAGUUCAUCAUCCCCAAGAUGGUGAUUCAGCAGAGCGCGCACUCUGUGCAGCGCUAUUAUGCUUCCCCGUUAGAGCGACUUCUGGUGCUGAAGGGUUUCAAGCCUGAAUGGAAGGAUGAGUUGGUCAAGGAGGCUUUUGGAAGCGAUCGACAGUAUGAGGAGAGUAAGUUUAGUAUUGUGCAGGAGCAGGAGCAGACGGCUGCGAGUCAGUACUUGAAGCAACUUGAUACUGAUAAUGCGGCUACGAAGGAGAUUGGGCAGGCUGUCAAAUGGGGAACGCCACUAUAA
Bacidia gigantensis is the source of this 1305-nucleotide messenger RNA. RefSeq lists its product as uncharacterized. NCBI's taxonomy places the organism in Eukaryota, Fungi, Ascomycota, Lecanoromycetes, Lecanorales, Ramalinaceae. Bases 1 to 1305 code for a protein of 434 amino acids. The record is from RefSeq and is a predicted model, not a curated record. The transcript has 2 exons.